UAACACCGUGAUUAAACGUAAUUACCGAUUACAUUCGUCAUCCUGAUAGACUAUUAUAGGUAGGGGCGCUUGCUCAGCUGUCUUUGAAGCUACCCCAGCUAUGAUGUAAAUAAUUUACUAAUUUCCCAAGUGACGACAUUGACUAUUUUCAAUUUAUAUAUUGGUCUUUUUACGUACAUAUCUUUUAGACUUUUACUAGGCAGCUUUUGGAAGGCAAUAAUGACGAUAGGCGAUGACGUUGACGAGUCCAAACGCCCACGUAAGGGGGCCUCCUUCGAGAAUACCUAUGUCGGGUGCCGAUUUGCCAGCGACCGAACCCGACUCGGAUUCGUCUUGCGAAUGUCCUUUGAGCGAAAAGAACCACGACGGCCACCGACCGUGUACUCUCGACACACGACCAUCUCAGAUACGCGCGAGUGGUCGGGAUGGCUCGGGCGGACUCUCGAGACCAAUCUCGCGGAUAGUAUCGCGUAGGGAGACCGUGCUAUUUCGAAUACGGUCCCGUCCAGUGGUACCGCCGUUUAGCCACCCGCUCGCGAAAGUGAAGACUAAACAGGACUCGCUUGUCGAUUUCGACGGGCCGGAUGACCCCUAUCGUCCUGUGAACUGGCCGCAGCGCAAGAAGAUAGCUACAACUCUGCUUUAUGGUCUAGUUACCAUGACCGCGACUUGGGCAUCCUCUUCCUACUCUGCCGGGACUCUGCAGAUCGCAGAGCAUUUCGGCGUCGGAAGGCAAACGGCAACGCUAGGGACCACUCUCUUCCUCCUCGGAUUUGGCAUAGGGCCUCUGCUCUGGGCACCGCUUUCAGAGGUCUACGGUCGGCGCGUGGCAGUGUUGACGCCUAUGUUCGUCUCUAUAUGCUUCUCGUUCGCCUCGGCCACCGCCAAGGACUUCCAGAGUCUCAUGCUAACGCGGUUCUGGGGCGCUAUAUUCGCCUCUGCUCCGGUGACGAAUACCGGCGGCGUCCUAGGCGACUUAUUCACGCCGGCCCACCGUGGUAUCGCUAUGGCAGGUUAUGCGAUGGCAGUCGUAGGUGGCCCGACAGUUGGUCCCAUCGUGUCGGCCGCCGUUGUAGCGCAGCCGAGCCUUGGUUGGCGAUGGACAGAGUACACGACGGGGAUGUUGCAGUCCGUUGUCCUAAUAUGUGCUAUCAUCUUUAUCGACGAGACAUACCCACCGAGGCUUCUUGUUGCCAAAGCGAGACGGCUGCGGCUUGAGACGGGCAACUGGGCUCUCCACGCUAAGUUCGAAGAAUGGGAUGUGAGCGUUGUUGAACUGGCGCGGAAGUUUCUUGUUCGUCCGAUACAGCUUCUUUUCACGCCGAUUUGCUUCCUCGUUGCCUUGUAUGCAAGCUUCUGCUAUGGUAUUCUAUACAUGCAGCUCGGCGCGAUACCUAUCAUAUUCGGGGAGAUCAGAGGAUGGUCCCUAGUGUCGAGUGAACUACCAUUUUUAGCCAUCUGUGUUGGCACGUUAACCGGUGCAGUUAUCAACAUGUCGAACCAGCUAUACUAUAAUAAGUCUUAUCAUGCUUCAGGCGACAGGGCAGUCCCCGAGAAGAGGCUACCUCCCAUGAUGCUAGGUUCCGUACUUUUUGCGGCCGGCCAAUUCAUCACUGGAUGGACUGCAGACCCAGCCGUCGCCCCCUGGAUCGUCCCUGUCAUCGGGCUUUACCUUGCUGGGUGUGGUUUUAACACAAUCUUCCAAGCCGCGCUCAACUAUCUCGUCGAUACCUUCCAGAUGUAUGCGGCAAGUGCCGUAGCUGCUAAUACAUUCUUGCGGAGCUGCUUCGCUGCCGCAUUUCCGCUGGUUGUCACGCCGUUAUAUCACAACAUCGGGGUCGGCCCCGGGUCGAGCAUCUUUGCUGGGUUUGCGUGCUUGCUGAUUCCUAUGCCGUUUGUCUUCUACCUUUUCGGGAGGCGGAUUAGGGCUGCUAAUAAAUGGAGCAAGCACAGCGUGUUCUAGACAUUCUAAGAAUUUCCAUAGCAUUGGCGUUUGGGAUGGUUUGAGCAUUGGGGGAAAGGGGGUUGAUUCAUCGCUUUAAGAGUAUUUCUAGCGAGUAGUUGGCAUUGGAAAAGCAUUCUACGUUAUAGGUUUACCUCACUUGUAGAUACUAGAGUUUCCAGCCAUUAUGAGGCUAGUAGUAUAUUUGAAAUUCGCUCCAAGAGAUUCAAAGAUGCCUUCACAGAAG
Molecule: messenger RNA, 2189 nt
Organism: Daldinia loculata
Lineage: Eukaryota; Fungi; Ascomycota; Sordariomycetes; Xylariales; Hypoxylaceae
Product: MFS general substrate transporter
Exons: 2
Coding region: 233-1963 (576 amino acids)
Biological process (GO): transmembrane transport
Molecular function (GO): transmembrane transporter activity
Source: RefSeq, a predicted model, not a curated record